AUGCCCUUACGAAGCAUCGGUUUCACGAGGAGCUACACAACUGGCCAGCAACCGGACAACGCAAGGCGUAUGGAGGCUAUAAAGCAACUCAGGAAAGUAACAAGGGGCGGUAUUGCCGAAUGUAAAGAGGCGCUGAUGAAAUGUAAUUGGGACGUCGAUGCGGCUAUCCGGGAUAUACGGAAAAUGCAACAGUUAUGUGAUGUCGAUAUAGGCCCGGAUAAACAGCUAUUCGGUAAAAUCGCAUUGCCGAAGGAUAUAUCGAGAGAACGGAAGUCUGUAAUUUUGGAGUUAUCCUGUAAUUGUGACUUCAUAACCUCUAGCAAAGAGUUCGCUCAACUGUCAAGUGAUAUAAGAAAUACCAUACAAAAGGCAGUGGAUACAAAGGACAUUGACAUUGAACAAACAGGAGAUACGAGUGGUACCACCAGUUUAAACAUCAGUGAAGCUAACGAAUUGAUACAUGAAUCGGAACAUGGAACUACCGUGCAACAGAUGCUACAGAGGGUAUCAGCGGAAUACAAACGCAGAAUCAUGAUUUCAAAUAUUUUUAUAUACCAAAGAUCGCAGUGUGUGGAUAAUACCGGCGUAUAUGUACACCACAAAUCAGCCAUUGGUGAAAGCGUCAUCGGCGAUAGACUGGGUAUUGUUAAUAUCAGGUACCACUGUAAAAGUGAUACACAGCACAACACAAUAGUCGAACCGCUAACAAACAUCGCAAAAUCGCUGGCACUACAACUAGUUUCAAACCCAAGGACGAACCAUAUUGACGAUGAUCAAGGAAAUGAUAAAGAUAUAAAAAAGAAUAUUCGACAUAUCAUCGGGCAACCCUGGCUUCAGAAGGAUCUAAUAGAAGCGUAUAUAGAACAUAUGUGCUCUAGAUUGGGAAUCAAACCCACCAAGUUAACAGAUGAUAUGACAAUUCAGAAAACAUUCAAGUUACUACAAGCAAAUAUAGAUACAACAUACCUAGGGGUACACAACGCGCUUUAUAUGGCUACAGGAACAAACCCCAUUAUAUAUACACAUUGA
Molecule: messenger RNA, 1029 nt
Organism: Babesia sp. Xinjiang
Lineage: Eukaryota; Apicomplexa; Aconoidasida; Piroplasmida; Babesiidae
Product: putative elongation factor Ts
Exons: 4
Coding region: 1-1029 (342 amino acids)
Biological process (GO): translational elongation
Molecular function (GO): protein binding; translation elongation factor activity
Source: RefSeq, a predicted model, not a curated record